AUGCCUGAAUGGUCCUUUGACUUCACAAGCAGGAUACGGAAGAUUAACAAAAGGCCCAUCAAGGUCGAGAAACAACUGAGGGAAGAUACCUGUGAUAGCUUUGGAGUGCGGCAUGUCCUGACGCUGGCACGCUACCUUGACACGGACGAAGAGGUCAUGCUGAAGAUUCGCUACGAUCUGGAUCCAAAAACAUACGAUAUCGAAGACGUUGAAGAGAACAGAGAAGAGGUUGAACAAGACUUUUGGAAUGAGAUUGAUGGGGUCAACAUUGUCCAUGAAAUCGGCCAUGGACCUGGAUAUAUUGACCAUGUCUCACAGCCUGCUGGCCCAAGAUUCCCAUAUCCUAAUGGCUGGGUGGACUUCAUCGUCAUGUCAAGAGUCCCUGGAGAGAACCUGGAGGAUAUAUACCGUGGCCUCUCUCGUGACCAGCUUGAGAGCAUUCGAGAACAGCUUGCUUUUAUCUUUGAGCACAUGCGGCAGAAUUGCGCAGCGCUGGGUAUCCAGAACCCGAGGUUCCUCCAAUAUGACAGACAAAAUGAUAAGGUGUACAUCGUCGAUUUCUCGUCUCUAUGCAUCAUAGAUCCGUCGCACCCGAGCUCCAAGCCUAUUACCGUUAAUGACGCAUGGGUGCUUGAAUUCGGCAUGUGGCCAAAGAGCCAUUUCGAGCCUCUUCAGUGA
Aspergillus wentii DTO 134E9 is the source of this 678-nucleotide messenger RNA. RefSeq lists its product as uncharacterized. Lineage: Eukaryota; Fungi; Ascomycota; Eurotiomycetes; Eurotiales; Aspergillaceae. The transcript has 4 exons. The record is from RefSeq and is a predicted model, not a curated record. Bases 1 to 678 code for a protein of 225 amino acids.